Messenger RNA from Mus caroli (Ryukyu mouse), 7625 nucleotides. It is a transcript of the gene Tspoap1, whose product is annotated as TSPO associated protein 1. Lineage: Eukaryota; Metazoa; Chordata; Mammalia; Rodentia; Muridae. The record is from RefSeq and is a predicted model, not a curated record. Gene Ontology annotation, molecular function: benzodiazepine receptor binding. Gene Ontology annotation, cellular component: mitochondrion.
AUUCUGAGGCUCUGCCCUCCUUCGUGCCCACCAUCUCAUUUGGGGAGCUCCGGGACCGUGAGGGACCCUUGCAGUCCCUCGAGCUGAGACUAGCCGAGGCAGAGACUAUGAGGCAAGCCGCCCAUCGACCCAGGCCUCCUUAGGACCGCCCAGCCACCCAGCAACUGAUCGGCGGCAGCCAGCGGAGAGAAAAGCUGGAGAUAAAGGACCACAGUGGAUCACUGGGGAUCAUUCCCAGGAACUCCUGAGGACCCUUUCCAGGCAGAGGGGUCGUGAUGGGUGGCCAGACUCACAGACACUGAAAGACACACACCACUACAGAUACACGGGGCUUUACAACACUGAGACAGGACCGGCGACAGCAUCACACACUGCCACAGCCCUGCAAUACAGACAGCCCCUACCCCACGCCUAAACAACUGGUAAUUCUUAAAUAGGCACAGACAGUGACACAUAGCACCACCCUUCUCAACAUACAGAAGUCGGGGUAUUCAUCCUCCAAUCACAUUAAAACAUCACUGACCUGCAGGGACAGACCUGGAGGCAUAUGUACAUAUACCUUCAGCCAGACACUCCUGGUGGUGGCCUCUCACCCCCCCCCAACCCAGGGACACCCUUGCCCCCCUCCCCGUACACACACACACACACACACACACACACACACACACACACACACGAGAGAACCAUGAGCAAACCCCAGCUCCAGUCUGGCAACCCCGAUACCUUCUGAACCCUCCUUCGUGGGUGGGAAGAGCUCAGCCAACCUCUGAUGGAGCCUCAGAGAAGCCAAACGCUUACAGGGAGAAUGGUGUAGUCUGGCAUGACCCUUGUCAGUCUUCCCGCUUGCCUGGGUGAUGUCCCCAGGUCCAGGUUCUGGGACCCCUUGCCGAAACCAUGGAGCAACUGACAACCCUCCCACGGCUUGGAGACCUUGGAGCCAUGGAGCCAUGGGCACUGCCUGCCUGGCAGCACUGGACUCAGGGCCAGGGGUGCAAACCUGGAGAUGCAUCUCCAAGCAUUGCUGGUACUCCGACAGCUCUGCAGGUUAAAGGAUUGAGGUCUGAAGAGAGUUCCAAGCCUGAGGAAGCUCAUAGCCCUGGACCUGUCGGGAAUACUGAUCCUGAAGCAACAGAGACCGGGCUGCCCAAGCUGGGGCAGCAAGCAGAGAGCCCUGGGUACAGCUGUUACAGGCUGGAGGAAGAGGAGGCACAGGCUUAUAAGGCCAAGUUCAACAUAGGCUUCGGGGACAGGCCUAAUCUGGAGCUGCUAAGGGCCCUGGGAGAACUGCAGCAGCGCUGUACCAUCCUGAAGGAGGAAAACCAGAUGCUGAGAAAAAGCAGCUUCCCAGAGACGGAGGAGAAGGUACGGAGGCUGAAGCGGAAGAAUGCUGAACUGGCAGUCAUUGCCAAGCGCCUGGAGGAGAGGGCACAGAAGCUGCAGGAAACGAACAUGAGGGUGGUGAGUGCCCCUGUGCCCCGACCCGGAUCCAGUUUGGAGUUGUGCCGUAAGGCUCUAGCUCGCCAGCGAGCCCGAGACCUCAGUGAGACAGCCAGUGCACUGUUGGCCAAGGACAAACAGAUUGCUGCCUUGCAGCGGGAGUGCAGAGAGCUGCAGGCCAGACUCUCUCUGGUGGGCAAGGAAGGUCCCCAGUGGCUGCAUAUGCGGGACUUCGACCGGUUGCUGCGCGAGUCCCAACGGGAGGUGCUGCGGCUGCAGAGGCAGAUCGCCCUGCGCAACCAGCGGGAGCCGCUCCGGCCUGCCCGGUCCCCGGGUCCUACUGCCCCCUCUAGAGUAGGGGCGCCGGCCCCCGGGGCCCCGGGAGAGGCUGUACUUCAGGAUGAUGUGGAGAGCCCACAGGUAGUCCUAAGGGAACCAGAGAAGCAGCAAAGGGUACAGCAUCUGGAGUCUGAGCUCUGCAAGAAGCGAAAGAAAUGUGAGAGUCUGGAGCAGGAAGCCAGGAAAAAGCAGAGGCGAUGUGAGGAGCUAGAGCUACAACUGAGGGCAGCCCAGAAUGAAAAUGCCCGCCUGGUGGAGGAGAACUCUCGGCUCAGUGGGAGAGCCACAGAGAAGGAGCAGGUGGAAUGGGAGAAUUCGGAGCUGAAGGGACAGCUCCUGGGGGUGACACAGGAGAGGGACUCAGCCCUUCUUAAGAGCCAGGGCCUGCAAAGCAAGCUGGAGAGCCUGGAGCAGGUGCUGAAGCAUAUGCGGGAGGUGGCCCAGCGGCGGCAGCAGCUGGAGGUGGAGCAUGAGCAGGCUAGGCUCAGCCUGCAGGAGAAGCAGGAGGAGGUCCGGAGGCUGCAGCAGGCCCAGGCAGAAGCCAAGAGGGAACAUGAGGGAGCCGUUCAGCUGCUGGAGUCUACCUUGGAUUCCAUGCAGGCCCGGGUUCGAGAGCUUGAGGGCCAGUGCCGAAGCCAGACUGAGCGCUUCAGCCUUCUGGCGCAGGAGCUCCAGGCCUUCCGUCUGCACCCAGGCCCUCUGGAUCUGCUUACUUCAGCCUUGGGCUGUAAUGCCCUUGGGGACCACCCGCCCCCCCACUGCUGCUGCUCUAUCCCUCAGCCCUGCCAGGGGUCCGGCCCCAAAGAUCUCGACCUCCCACCGGGCUCCCCAGGACGCUGCACCCCCAAAUCUUCUGAACCUGCUCUCACCACCCUUACUGGAGUCCCUCGAAGGACAGCUAAGAAGGCCGAGUCUCUUUCUAAUUCUUCUCGCUCAGAGUCCAUCCACAACAGCCCCAAGUCAUGUCCCACACCAGAGGUGGACACAGCCAGUGAGGUGGAGGAACUGGAGGUAGACAGUGUUUCCCUGCUCCCAGCAGCUCCGGAGAGUCACUCGGGAGGAGCCAGAAUCCAGGUCUUCCUAGCACGCUAUAGCUACAACCCCUUUGAGGGUCCCAAUGAGAAUCCAGAGGCCGAGCUUCCUCUGACAGCGGGCGAGUAUAUCUACAUCUAUGGUAACAUGGACGAGGAUGGCUUUUUUGAAGGGGAGCUCAUGGAUGGCCGAAGGGGCCUGGUCCCUUCCAACUUUGUAGAGCGCGUGUCUGAUGAUGACCUUCUGUCCACCCUCCCUCGGGAGCUGGCUGAUUCGUCGCACAGCUCAGGCCCCGAGCUCAGUUUCCUGAGUGGAGGCGGGGGUGGUUGCAGUAGUGGGGGCCAGAGCAGCGGGGGACGUAGCCAGCCCAGACCAGAGGAGGAGGCCGCAGGAGAUGAACUCAGUCUGAGCCCCCCACCAGAGGGACUGGGCGAGCCUCUGGCUGUGCCUUACCCCCGACACAUCACAGUUCUCAAGCAGUUAGCCCACAGUGUGGUGCUGGCCUGGGAGUUGCCUCCUGAGAGAGUAGAUCUGCGUGGCUUCCAUAUCUUUGUCAAUGGGGAACUUCGUCAGGCCUUGGGGCCUGGGGUGCCCCCCAAAGCUGUGCUUGAAAACAUGGACCUGCGGACUGGGCCUCUCCAUGUGUCUGUCCAGGCCCUAACCGGCAAGGGCAGCUCAGACCCUCUGCGCUGUUGCCUGGCUGUGGGUGCCGGGGCUGGGGUGGUACCCAGCCAGCUGCGGAUCCAUCGGUUGACAGCCACAUCUGCUGAGAUCGCCUGGGUGCCGGGGAAUAGCAACUUGGCCCAUGCCAUCUACCUCAACGGAGAAGAGUGCCCACCUGCUCGCCCCAGCACCUAUUGGGCAACCUUUUGUAACCUGAGACCUGGCACACUCUAUCAGGCCCGAGUGGAGGCUCAGAUCCCAUCUCAGGGGUCUUGGGAACCAGGCUGGGAGAGGCCAGAGCAGAGAGCUGCUACCUUGCAGUUCACCACACUUCCAGCAGGUCUGCCUGAUGCCCCACUGGAUGUGCAGGCUGAACCAGGGCCCUCUCCUGGAAUCUUGAUGAUCAGUUGGCUCCCUGUCACGAUUGAUGCUGCUGGCACCUCCAAUGGCGUCCGGGUUACAGGCUAUGCCAUCUAUGCUGAUGGGCAGAAGAUUAUGGAGGUGGCUUCCCCCACAGCAGGCAGUGUGCUGGUGGAGGUGUCCCAGCUGCAGCUGUUGCAGGCCUGCCAUGAGGUGACUGUACGCACUAUGUCACCCCAUGGCGAGUCCAGUGACUCCAUCCCGGCCCCCGUUGCCCCAGCCCUGGCUUCUGCCUGCCAGCCAGCCGGGAUGUCCUGUCUCUCACCACGGCCAAGCCCAGAGGUCAGAACACCCCUUGCUUCAGUCUCCCCAGGGCUUGGGGAUAGCAGCUUUCCCCUCCGGCAUCCUGUCCCCCACGGAACUCAAGAUUUCCCUGCAAGUCUUUCCAUAGAGAUGGCCAAAGGACCCCGGGAGGAACUGCCAGCCCCUUGCUCUCAGGAAGAGGCUGGGGCAGCUGUGCGGAGCAUCUCAGGAGAGAAGAGGGCUAUCGAGCCAACUCUGGGUCAGGAAGGCCCUGACCCUGUGGCUCCUUCCUUGGCUAAGCAGGAAGUGGAGUGCACUUCAGGAGAUGCUGGCCCUAUACCUUGCUCCAGCCAAGGAGAGCUGACCCAGAAGGAGCCAAGUAUUGAAGCCUGCCAUGGGGGAGAUCUGGACUCCGGGCUGAAACUUAGAUCUGAGAAAGAAGAUAUGUCAGAGCUUGGAGUUCGCCUGGUGAAUUCCCUCGUGGAUCACAGCCGCAACUCAGACUUAUCAGACAUCCAGGAAGAAGAGGAAGAGGAGGAAGAAGAGGAAGAGGAACUGGGUUCCAGGCCUUGUUCCUCCCAGAAGCAGGUUGCUGGCAACAGCAUCAGGGAGAAUGGAGCCAAGCCCCAGCCAGACCCCUUUUGUGAGACUGACAGCGACGAGGAGAUCUUGGAGCAGAUACUGGAGUUGCCUCUCCAGCGGCUCUGCAGCAAGAAGCUGUUCAGCAUCCCCGAGGAGGAAGAGGAGGAGGAAGAGGAGGAAGGGCUGGAGAAACCAGGGCCCAGCUGCUCUUCCCAAGACCCUAGCCAGCCUGAACUUGCAUUGCUAGGGCCGGGCUGUGAUAGCAGUCAGCCCCAGGGACCUGGCCUGUGUCCCUUGUCUCCUGAGCUCUCCGGGGUCAGGGAGCACCUGGAGGAUGUGCUGGGAGUCGUUGGUGGAAACAACCGGAGGAGAGGAGGUGGCUCUCCGGAGAAACUCCCAAACCGCAAGCGACCUCAGGACCCCCGAGAACACUGCAGCCGGCUUCUUGGCAAUGGCGGGCCCCAGACCUCUGCACGGCCGGUCCCUCCACGGGAGAGGGGCAGCCUCCCUGUGAUUGAGGGCACCAGGGUUGGACAGGAGCCCGGUGGGAGAGGGCGGCCGGGUCUUUCCCGGAGGUGUCCCCGUGGCCCUGCUCCAGAAUCCAGCUUAGUCAGCUGCCUCUCUCCAAAGUGUUUGGAGAUCAGCAUUGAAUAUGAUUCUGAGGAUGAGCAGGAGGCGGGCAGCGCGGGUGUCAGCAUCAACAGCUCCUGCUACCCCACAGAUGGGGAGGCCUGGGGCACAGCGGCAGUAGGAAGGCCCAGGGGACCUCCGAAAGUCAAUCCAGGCCCCAACGCCUACCUGCGCCUCCCAGCCUGGGAGAAAGGGGAACCAGAGCGGAGAGGCCGCAGUGCGAUUGGCAGAACCAAGGAGCCACCCUCCCGGGCAACAGAAACUGGGGAGUCCAGAGGGCAGGACAACUCUGGGCGGAGAGGACCCCAGAGGAGAGGGGCCCGGGUGCCUAGGUCUGGUACCACUGAGCUGGCCCUCUCCACAGCCCCUCCAAGGAUCCCCCAAGAAGCACCACCUCACCAGGACCUACCUGUGAGGGUCUUUGUGGCUCUGUUUGACUAUGACCCUGUAUCAAUGUCACCGAACCCUGAUGCUGGAGAAGAGGAACUGCCCUUUAGGGAGGGCCAACUCCUCAAGGUGUUUGGAGACAAAGACGCUGAUGGUUUCUACCGGGGCGAGAGUGGGGGCCGUACAGGCUACAUCCCCUGCAACAUGGUGGCUGAGGUGGCUGUGGACAGUCCAGCAGGGAGACAACAGCUGCUCCAGCGGGGUUUUUUGCCCCCAAAUGUUCUCACCGAGGCCUCGGGAAAUGGUCCCUCUGUAUACUCCUCAGCACACAACACACCCGGGCCUCCCCCCAAGCCUCGUCGGUCCAAGAAAGUGGAGCUGGAAGGUCCUACACAGCUCUGUCCAGGUCCUCCUAAGCUGAUUCAUUCUGCUGCCCAGAAAACCUCCCGACCUAUGGUGGCCGCAUUUGACUAUAAUCCUCGGGAGAACUCCCCCAAUAUGGAUGUGGAGGCAGAGCUGCCCUUCAGAGCAGGGGAUGUCAUUACUGUGUUUGGGAACAUGGACGAUGAUGGUUUCUACUAUGGGGAGCUGAAUGGACAAAGGGGCCUGGUUCCAUCCAACUUCCUGGAAGGCCCUGGGCCUGAGGCAGGCAGCCUAGAGUCUGGGACAUCUCAAGCCGAGAGUCAGAGAACGAGAAGGAGAAGAGUCCAGUGCUAGAUGGAGCUAGUGUAGAGAGAGCAACAUGACCCCAGAAUCACUGUACAAGGGCCUCCAGUGCCCCCAGGCUGGCACUGUGCCCUCAGCUCUGGAAGUUCCUCCAGGACCAAACUGGGAGAGUCGCAGAGCAUAGCUGAGAAGAAGCAGGGUCUCCUCGCCAAAGCAAAGGAACUUCUCAAAAGGCUGGGCUCCAGAAAAGACUGAGGCUGCUGUCUGUCCUGCAGACAGAAGUGGCCCUGGAAGUGCCAGAUCAACUCACUGGCUGGACAGGGAAACCCAACUCCUGAUCUCUGAGCAGACUGGCACUCAAAGGAACCCAGGGGACCUGGUGAGGGUGGGGUUACAUGCAUCCUUAGUGAGGAGUCCUCUAGAUGGGCUCUUCCAGGAGGGAACUGAGCCCCGGAGUAAGUAAUCAAGCACCAAGCACUGUCAGAUCAGGACUGGACCCACUCCUCUGGAUUCCCAGUCUGUUCUCAUCUAGUCCUGCUUUGCUACCAUGCUCUAUAGGUCCCUUCUUGGCCUUCCCUGCUCCAAGGAUAGGCCCUGGGUGGAGACAGGGACCACUCUAACGAUGGCUCUGGCUGUCCUCCCGAUGGAUCGUUUGCACUGGACUGUCCCCUGGGGCGGGGACAGAGCCGUGUACAUACUCAGUGUAUAUAUGUCCAUACUCAGUGCAUAUAUGUACAUACUCAGUGUAUAUAUGUACAUACUCAGUGCCUCAGUCCAGGUCCUCCCUCUGCUUCACUGCACAGGCCAGGGGAGGAGAAAGGCCAUGCCAAAGCGGGCCUGACCCCGCCCCAUAGUGCUCCACCCCUCCCUGCCCAGGCCACCUGGCCUCUGUGUGAUCCCAUCCUCCCAGACCCAGGGGACCAGGGGGCGGAAAGCGGGAGUCGGGUUUGCCUUAUUUUGCUCAUUGGAUUCAACUUCUCUCUUGCAUCAUUUUCUUCCAGUCCCUGUUGGGUCCAGGGGCUGAGGGAAAGGACGGAUUUAUGCAGCUAUUUUCAUACAUUCCCUGUUCAGAGUGGGUAGGGGUGUCUCCCCUCACUCUAACCAUCCCAUCCUUCACCCCUUGUCUGGGCGAGUCUCUUUGCAUGUUUUCUUCGCUGUGGUGGGAGAUGUUUGAUUGAGCCCUCGCCCCCUACCCUGGUCUCCAGGGGUGUGGGAUAGUGGGGGGC